Messenger RNA from Annulohypoxylon truncatum, 3200 nucleotides. RefSeq names its product DNA mismatch repair protein msh-2. The transcript is spliced from 2 exons. Gene Ontology annotation, molecular function: mismatched DNA binding; ATP-dependent DNA damage sensor activity; ATP binding. Gene Ontology annotation, cellular component: MutSalpha complex; nucleus. The record is from RefSeq and is a predicted model, not a curated record. Gene Ontology annotation, biological process: mitotic recombination; mismatch repair. Bases 148 to 2937 code for a protein of 929 amino acids. NCBI's taxonomy places the organism in Eukaryota, Fungi, Ascomycota, Sordariomycetes, Xylariales, Hypoxylaceae.
UAUUACUUCAUCCCCAUACACAUAGGAGAAGAUCGUGCCUCGAAGAAUGAAAGCAAUACCCCGAAGUCUACUCUUAUUGUUUGUGUAAAAGAGAAAAUCGUGUAUUGUAAAAAACUGGAGAACUGAAAACUUAGAUAUCCAGCCAAGAUGUCGUCCCGACCAGAGUUAAAGGUCGAUGAUGAACAUGGCUUCAUCCGAUUCUUCAAGUCAUUGCCAUCCGUAGGCGACGAGACCGUCCGGAUCUUCGACCGAGGUGAUUGGUACACGGCUCACGGUGAAAAUGCCAACUUCAUCGCAAGAACAGUCUACAAAACCACUUCUGUAGUGCGACAACUAGGACGAAAUGAUGCUAGCGGCUUACCCUCCGUUACCAUGACUGUCACCGUCUUCCGACAAUUCUUACGAGAAGCUCUCUUCAAGCUCGGAAAGCGAGUCGAAAUAUACGCCAGCAGUGGUGGCCGCAUGAACUGGAAGGUUAUCAAGCAAGCCUCUCCCGGAAAUUUGCAGGAUGUUGAGGAAGAGCUCGGCGGCCAGUUUGAAUCAGCGCCUAUGAUACUAGCCGUCAAGAUUUCUGCUAAGGCAUCCGAAGCCAGAAGUGUGGGCGUCUGUUUUGCCGAUGCUAGCGUAAGAGAACUCGGUGUUAGCGAGUUUCUUGACAACGACCUAUAUUCCAACUUCGAGGCUCUCCUCAUCCAGCUCGGCGUCAAGGAGUGCCUUAUCCAGUUUGAUAAGGGUGAGAAGGACAAAGACCCCGAAUUAUCCAAGUUGAAACAGAUCAUCGACAACUGCGGAGUCGCUAUAGCCGAAAGACCAGCUGGUGAUUUUGGAACCAAGGAUAUCGAGCAGGAUCUUGCUCGGCUACUUAAAGAUGAACGAUCGGCUACUCUUCUCCCCCAAACAGAUCUCAAAUUAGCCAUGGGUUCCGCAGCAGCGUUGAUAAAGUAUUUGAGCGUCCUUCAAGAUCCGUCUAACUUCGGUCAGUAUCAACUGUAUCAACAUGAUUUAUCCCAGUUCAUGAAGCUUGAUGCCGCCGCACUGAAGGCUCUUAACUUAAUGCCAGGUGCGAGAGACGGCUCGAAGACGAUGAGCCUGUACGGACUUCUCAAUCAUUGCAGAACGCCGGUCGGCAGCCGGUUACUGUCUCAGUGGUUGAAGCAACCUCUCAUGAACAAGGAUGAGAUUGAGAAGCGCCAACAGUUGGUUGAGGCUUUCGUCAAUGAUACGGAGUUGCGUCAGACUAUGCAAGAAGAACACUUGAAGUCCGUACCAGAUCUAUAUCGCCUAGCGAAGCGAUUUCAGCGAAAUAAGGCAAAUCUAGAAGACGUUGUCAGAGCAUACCAGGUGGUUAUUCGCUUGCCUGGAUUCCUGGGAACGUUAGAGGGAGUGAUGGACGAGAAGUACAAGGAUCCGUUGGACGAGGCAUAUACCAAUAAGCUAAGAGAGCUCUCAGACAGUCUCGGGAAGCUUGCAGAUAUGGUUGAGACAACAGUGGAUCUUGACGCUCUCGAUAACCACGAAUAUAUUAUCAAGCCUGAGUUUGAUGAUAACCUACGCAUUGUACGAAGAAAGCUCGACAAGCUUAGGUCUAAUAUGGACUCGGAGUUUAGGAAAGCGGCGGACGAUCUGAACCAAGAAGAGAACAAGAAGAUAUUCCUUGAGAACCACAAAGUUCACGGUUGGUGUAUGCGGUUGACAAGAACAGAGGCUGGCUGCAUCCGCAACAACUCCCAAUAUCAGGAGUGUUCGACACAAAAGAACGGUGUAUACUUCACUACAAGAACACUACAAUCCUACCGCCGGGAGUUCGACCAGUUAUCCCAGACUUACGAUAGGACUCAAAGUGGCUUGGUCAACGAGGUCGUAAGUGUUGCGGCCUCUUAUUGCCCAGUCCUUGAACAACUUGCCGGCAUAUUAGCACACCUCGAUGUCAUCGUGUCGUUCGCGCACUGCUCAGUACACGCGCCUACUUCCUACGUCCGUCCUACCAUCCACCCCCGAGGGGAGGGGUCUACGAUCCUAAAGGAAGCCCGUCAUCCGUGCAUGGAAAUGCAAGAUGACGUCCAGUUCAUCACCAACGAUGUCGAACUCCGCCGCGACGAAUCAUCCUUCCUCAUUAUCACAGGUCCCAACAUGGGUGGUAAAUCGACAUAUAUUCGACAAAUCGGUGUAAUCGCGCUGAUGGCGCAGAUCGGGUGUUUCGUACCCUGCUCCGAAGCCGAGCUCACCAUCUUCGACUCCAUACUCGCGCGUGUCGGAGCUAGCGACUCCCAGCUCAAGGGCGUCUCGACCUUCAUGGCCGAGAUGUUGGAGACGGCCAACAUCCUCAAGUCAGCGACGGCCGAGUCCCUCAUCAUCAUCGACGAGCUGGGCCGCGGCACGUCGACGUACGACGGGUUCGGCCUCGCGUGGGCCAUCUCCGAGCACAUCGUCAAGGAGAUCGGCUGCUUCGCCAUGUUCGCCACGCACUUCCACGAGCUGACGGCGCUCGCGGACAACCACGCCCAGGUCCGCAACCUGCACGUGACGGCGCACAUCUCGAUGUCGUCGUCGUCGUCGUCGUCGGCCCAGAACGAGGGCGUCGACAAGCGCGAGGUCACGCUGCUGUACAAGGUGGAGCCCGGCAUCUGCGACCAGAGCUUCGGCAUCCACGUCGCCGAGCUCGUGCGCUUCCCGGACAAGGUGGUGCGGAUGGCGAAGCGCAAGGCGGACGAGCUCGAGGACUUCACGGCCAAGCACGAGGUCGGCGCCCAGCAGUACGGCAAGGAAGACGUCGAGGAGGGCAGCGCGCGGCUCAAGGAGGUCCUGGUUAAGUGGAAGGACGAGGUCAAGGGCGGGAGCAUGUCCAAGGAGGAGAUGGUGGACCGGCUGAGGGAGCUGGUUAAGGGCGACGAGAGGUUGCUUGCGAACCCGUUUUUUACGGCUGUUAAGGCGCUGUGAGAUGGAUGGUUAUGGUAUGGUGCUUGAGGAUAUGACACUGGGCUUGAUAAGGUAUAUAAUUGAUGGGAGGACGAAAAAAGGAUUGUAACUAUAUAAUCGUGAUGGCUCGGCUCGGCUCGACUUGACUUGCUCGGCGUCUGGAAUCAUGGGGAUCACUACUAGAUUGGCUUAUUGAGCUGCGCUGCUAUUUGCUGGCAUGCUUUGAUUGUAUGGCAGGCUUUGCUUAAAAAGAAAGAUACCUAAUGACCAGCUUGUUGCUUCAC